This is a messenger RNA of Acanthosepion pharaonis, 1164 nucleotides long. NCBI's taxonomy places the organism in Eukaryota, Metazoa, Mollusca, Cephalopoda, Sepiida, Sepiidae. The record is from the annotation of a GenBank genome assembly.
AUGGGAAACGUGGACGCCAUGGGCAACGUAGACGCCAUGGGCAACGUGGACGCCAUAUGCAAUGCACUGAAAGUAGGUCGUAAAAUAAGCAUUGGCGAUCAUUUAACUAUAUUCUGUCUCUUUGUCUUUGUUCCUCUUCUCUCACUGCUUUUCUAUCAAUUUACCUACUCAUCUAUAUUCUCUAAUUUCACUUUCACUUUCACUUUUACUCUUUAUCAUACCCUGUGCUCUUUCCUACAUUUAUCCCAAUUUACUCUCUUUUUCUAUAUUCUCUCCUUUUCUCCUUCUAUUUUCCUAUUCUCUCCUCUCACUGUGCUCAGAUGUUCCUACUUUUCUACCAAUUAUCAUAUUUCAGUCUCUCCAUUCUCUUUCUGUAUUCCUCUUUUUUCUCUCGAUUUACCCAAACUGCUUCUCUUCUUCUUUUUUCUGUGUACUUACACUUACCCUAUUUUUUCUUCAAAUUUCUUUACACUUCCUAUAUUCCCACCUUUUCUUUCUCUCAUCUUUUCUUCGUGCUCACUUUUCCUUGCUUUUCCUCCAAAAUACGAAAUGUCUCUUUUUCCUAUUUUAUCUCCCUCUGAGGUCAGAUUCUCUCAAUCUAACCACUCUUUAUUUAUUUUUCUUUUUUCUUUUUCUCUCUCCCUCUCUUUAUGCUCUUCCCCAUUUUACCACCCCCUUUCUCUCUCUCUCUCCUUCUUUCUCUCUUUGCUCCCGUCUUCCCUACUUAACUCUCAAAUAAUUAACUCUUCCAAUAUUCCCCCAUUCUCCCUUUGUUUUCCUCUCCCCCUCUCUUUGUACGAACACUUUCUCUAUUUCACCACCCUUCAUAUAUCGCCUCCAUUUCUAUCCCUCCCCUCGAUCUGCUCACUCUUUUCCUAUUUUUUGAAACGUAUUCGCUCUUCAUAUCUUCCUCUUUUCUCUCUCCCUCCCCUCCCCCUCUCUCUCUCUUUCUUUCUUUCUUUCUUUCUCUUUCCUCACGCUUUCUCUAUUUUGGUCCCAAGUUACCCACUCUUUCGACUAAGCACUUAUGGAUUUAUUGUUUUACAAUUACUUUUUCUCUUUGUUAUCUAUCAGCAUCCACGCUUAGCCUCCUACACGCCAUUAUUCUUAUUCCGUCUUUUGCCGGCUCUUGUUUUUCUGCAACUCACACUCCAAUACUCAUAA